AUGGCCGCGCAGAUCGCAGACGCCGGCGUGGCCUUGAGCCGCAACGAGGCCACACCGGCGAUGUCGAAGCUGGAGACCACGCGCUUGGCGCUCGCGCAGCAGCAGAAGAAGCGCAUCGACGCGGCGGUCGCGCGGGUCACGAGCAAGCGCGAGGGCAGCAAGCGGAAAGGACUGGGCGAGCGCGGGGCCGACGCGGGGCACCGCAGCAAGAAGCUCAAGACCGUCGUGGACGUGACGAGCGCUCGCGCGGCCGACCGGAAGCAGAGCUCGUUGGCGCGGCGGAUGGUCGACCGCUUUGCGGCACUGCCUGAGCCCGAGCCCGAAGACGCGGCGGCGCCGGACGGCCAGGAGCCAGUCACGCGGUCGGUGGCACGUGUACAUCAGUUUGUGACGUCUCCGAAGGCCGACGCGGCGGAUGCGAAUCAAGUGGCCGACACGCGACUCCAGGCGACGCAACACGUGACAGCGUCUGUAGAGACGACUACAGUGGCGGUGACGGUGACGGGAAAAAAGACUGUGCAAGUGGAGACAAAAGAAGAAGAGCAAGAGGGGGAGGAGGAGGAGGAGGAGGAAGAAGAAGAAGAGACUGCCGCAGUUGAAGAAGAAGAGGACGAAGCAGAAGAAGCGCAAAAAAGUGCGUGGGAUGGACCCACUUCGAAUUUCCACGUCAAGCAGCUGGGCCUGGACGACAACGUCGACAUUUACGCUCCCAUUGCACAGCAACAAAAAGACGUGCAGCGCGUGCGCGAGCGUGUCAAGUACAUGCCAAGGGUCAAGCACGUCAAGUUGCACGCGACGCCGACCGAUUCGGAGGCAGACUUGGACUUUGCGCCCAACGGAGUUUGCCGUCAAGACUCUGAUGCUGCGUCUGCGUCGGAAGCUACCGACAGCGAGUCGCAAGCCACUGUGGACGAGACCGAGCAGUUUGCGCACGAGACAGCGGUUCCAGCAGCUGCAGUGCACCGGACAUGGAGGCAGCGGGUGUUUGUCUUCACACCGCUCUUCAUCGUGGCCACUAGUGUGCUAGUGUUUGCGCUGCUCUUUGCGAUUGACUGGUCACAAGAGACUCUUCAGUUCUGCGCGAUGGACGCAGAGAGUGCAGCAGCAGAUCCUGAAGCGGUCUUUUCGUGCGCUUCGUUCGUGGAAACGCAGUCACUGAUCAAACGUGUCAUGCGGGAGACUGCCGACAAGGUGCAACAGACGGUGCAGGUGUAUCUCGGUUAA
Hyaloperonospora brassicae is the source of this 1224-nucleotide messenger RNA. Lineage: Eukaryota; Oomycota; Peronosporomycetes; Peronosporales; Peronosporaceae. The record is from the annotation of a GenBank genome assembly.